Molecule: messenger RNA, 5689 nt
Organism: Porites lobata
Lineage: Eukaryota; Metazoa; Cnidaria; Anthozoa; Scleractinia; Poritidae
Source: the annotation of a GenBank genome assembly
CGCAUUUUUCACUCGCUACAGCCAUGUUUAGUUAGAAGUUGGGCUAACUGCGGUUUCCCGAGCACCAACAAAAGGUAAUUCUAAGUUGUUUCACUGUUUUAACACUGCUUAAUAUUCUACUCCUCAUUUUCUAUGCCGUAUUGUGCAGUCUGAAUACCAAUGCUAACAAAGCGUGAUAGAUGAUACAUCAAAUCAUUCUGCUUACGCAGGGCUUGGCUUUGCCAUGAUGCUAGUAAGCUUGACUGUUCUUCGCUCGUAUUCCUUACAUUGUUUGUGAGUUGUUGGUGCAAAAGGGGCUUAAAGCUGGAACACUGUUAAGCUACACAUCUGAGUGCUAUUCUAGGUUUCAGUGCCGGAUGGAAAUGUAAGUGAUCACGCAAGAGAAAAGAAAUUUUAGAACUGUAACUUUGAUAAAAGAUUAGUGAACUCGAUUUGAACUGCCGAAUAAAACCGAAGAUUGAAGCGGAUAUUACAAUUCUCUAAACUUUCUUCCGAUGAUGCGAUUACACUGAUUACAUUAGCACCCGAACUUUUCGUUGACCGGGUGCCCUGGGGUCUUUAAUUAGCUAAAAAAUAAUGCCUAUUGAUUUGAUACAGGUCUGCUCCAGUGCAAAGAAUUUCUAGCCAUGGAUAAACCGAAUGUGAUAAAGAUGUGCAAUCAAGAGCAAUCACCCGGUAGGGCAUUGUGUUGAAAUAAAUAAAUAAUUUAUAUAGCGCUGUAUUCACAGUGCGUUUCCGAUUUACUGUUGAACCACUCUAUAACGGCUACCCUGGGUGCCAGAGACUUUUCUAGCGCGGUUUCCGGUUUCGCUUCGGCCUACGGCCGAAGAUGUGUCGGCCUUCGGCCAACACCGAAAAUUCCCCCCGCACGCGAGAAAAACCUCUGGUACCCAGGGUAUAUAACGGCCACCUUGGGGACAAAAUAAAGUGGCCGUUGUAAAGAGUCUGUAAAGAGGUGGCCGUUGUAGAGAGGUUUUAAACAAUUGUCCGCCGGGAGGAAAAAAAGUGACCGUAAGCGGAGGUUCGACUGUAUCUUAUUCCGGAAUAAGAAUACGCAAAAAUUUGUGGAGUACUCCCUUAUAUAAGCUAUAUAGGUAUGUGCCACCCCAUCGGGUAGGGUUUUUGCACGGAUUUGGUCUGAAAACGGGUAUACACUUUGCCCAUUUUGGUCUGGAAUCGGGUACGGUUUUUGAGAGAACUACGAGAUUGUAUGAACGUCUUUAUCGUUUCAAUUCCAAAUGAGUAAGAAAGAAACAAAAAUAUGCGAAUUCGAAAUGGAUUUGAGUGUUGUUUGCGCUCUAAUCUAAGUGAUGAUAACAUAAUUUCUGCCUAAUGGCCAGGUCUGAAAACGGCUAUGGAUUUUAGAGGUCUGGUCUGAAAACAGGUGUGCAAAAUGACAUUUUUUGGUCUGAAAUCUGGUCAGGAUUUGGAGAACCGGGCGGCACACCCCCACCAAGAAUUCUCAGGAGUACCCCCCCGGCGGUCCAUAUAUUUAAUUACACUGGCCAGGAACCCAUAACUAGGAGCGAGUAACUUCCAUGCGCUCGCGUCAUAGGGUUUUUACGGACCAGUUUAUUUCUAGAACGGUUUUGGCGCGAAUCUUGAAUAUCUUAUAAUCAGCAAAACCUACAGACCUAAAAAUGAUAUUUUUUGCCUUUUAAUAACGUUUAGUUUUCCUUUUUGAUAUCUUAUACUUCGAGUGCGCCCAUAGACAUGGUGGACAGUUCUAUUUUCGCGGGAAAAAGUGCCCUAAAAUGUGUCUAAAAAUAAACUGGUCCGUAAAAACGCCGUGACAUAGGCCUAGUGUGGGAGUUGCUCGCUCCGAGUUAUGGGUUCCUGACUGGUGAAAGGCGACAGAGUGGAGUAAAGUUCCUUUUUUAAGGAAACAACGCGACGAGCGAGGCUUGAAACCCAGAUCUCCAGAUCCGGAGUGCGAGGUGUUAACCGCUCGGCCACACACGUCUCCAAGCAAUAAAUGAAACUGCAACAAUUCUCCAUGGUAUAUCAGGUAGCAUGCAUAUCGACCCUAGAAAUAAUGUCAAAGUGUUUAAAAUGUUUAUAACAGCUAACUUAGAGUUCUUUAGGGCUUCAGAAAGUAUAAUAGUUUAAGAGAUCUUAAGUUAGUUAAAUUGGUCGGGCUGGGAAUUCCAAAAAAGAGAAACAGCGAAUUUUAGGGACCGCAAGCCAUAUUGGGUGGUAUUGUCAGAGGAUACGUAAAGAUUACCAGAGUAUGAUUGGCGCGUUGCAUAGAACAGAAGUCAAGUAAAUUUAAAAUGCUCAUUGAAACGGCUUUGAUUUUCAAGGUAAGGUAAGACAAAAAGAGUUCUUGGUUGUAAAAAAGAUAUGAAAUUUCUUGGGUUUUUAGUAAUUCAUUCAUAUUAAAAGACGUUUCAUUUACAACAGUUUAAUAAAAGAGAUUCAUCAUUCUACGCUUGGUAUGUGAAAGGGGUACCAUUUCUUAACAUACUCAGGAAACUGAGGGGUACCUUUAAUUCCAGAAAUGGUACUAUUUAAAGACCUAUAAAAAGUGUUAGAGGUUGGACCUCGGAACGGAGCUUUCCUGUCAACCUCGUCCCCAGGGCGCUUUUCCCCGCCCCCAAAGCCAGGGAAAAGCGCCCUGGGGACGAGGUUGCUUUCCUGUUAAUAUAAGGAAUUCGUUUAGUCCCCCUUCCCCCUCCCCGAAUUUGCAUAUAAAUUUUAAGAGAUUUUUGUAGGAAAUUUGCUAUUCCAUUCUCGUUCUCUUUCUCUGUUUCUGUCUCUCUUGGCUUUGUUUUGGUUCAUCUAACUACAUGUGGCCCGUUUCUUUUGUGAUGGAACCUUUUCUGUUUGUUUUGUCUUCGUCUAUUUCUGUCUAGCUCGGUUGAUAUUCGAUUGACUGUUAGUUUUUCUCUUCAAUUUAGGUUCCAAGGAGAAUGAAAGCCACACUAAAAAGGAGAAGGCAGCUUUGGGACUGUGGUGGCUGCUUGCUAUUCCUAUUCUGCCAUUCUUCUAUCUUUCUGAUCUGCAGGCCAAUUGGGUAAGGCCUAUAGAUCCUGUGCUGGUAGUCAAGACCCUGAUAUUUCAGUGUUAUUUGCCCGCCAUAGAUGUACUGACGGAUUUCUGGACAGGAGCUAGUUUCUUCCUCAGCUGCCACGUUCUUUUUGGAUGGUAUACCAUCUCUGUGACCUUUCUCCCAUUUUUUGGUAAGCUUUUGUCCGAGAUUACCCAAAUAAUAAGAAUUAAACGAAAGCAAAGAAACCUGUUUAAUACCAUGUGGAAAUUUCUGAUCAGAGAUAAGUUGAAGCAAGUAUUGGUGCAUUUGCCAUUCAUACAGCCUGGCGUCACUUUAAGUCAGAUCAGGCAGUUAUCUCAACUAUCUGCUGAGGACGUCGAAGCAGAGAAGAUUCUCUUUCGAAUGGCCAACGACAGAGUCUGGGAGCCAUUCCUGGAGGCCGGACCCCAACUUGCUCUGCAAUUACUGAUCGUUUGGCAGACGGGAGAGGUAACAUCUAUACAAUGUGUCACAAUGCCUGUAAGUUGUUUUGCCUUGUGCUGGGCUGGAGCAUCGACAUUUUUUAAUAAUAGAGUCGACCACGGAAUCGCCAGUCCUUCAGUUAUCAGUAACCUGAUUGUCACAGCCAUAGUCUCUCUACUUGUUGUACCGCGGAUUCUCUAUUUUUCAAUCAUGGCAUAUUUAUCAGGAUACUGGGCCGCGAUUACAAUCGUAAGCAUGAUUGCUGUUGUCUGGAUAGCUCUGAAGUUUUUCUCAGUUAAAGAGCCAAAACCUAAGAUGAAGUACGAUCGGGUUAAAGAUGAAUACGUUCUGGACCCUUGCAAGGGAUUCAAGCCAAUAAUGGAUGAGAUCAGACUAAAAAGCACCUUUUUGUCUGUGUUUGCACCAACUGUUGUUGGAUUCAAAAGAUCCAAAAUACUUUUGGUGUCCUCAGUUGCCUCCAUCACUACACUACUGUGCUCCCUUGGAUCUUUAUGGCUUUACUUGUCGUUUGGCAAUUGGGGACACGCUAACAACCAUACUUUUCAAUCUUUGUCUUGCUCCUCAGAAAAGCCAUGCCUUAGGUGUCCAUUCAAUGAAACCGACGUCUUGCGUUGCUCAAAAGCAUCUUGGCCAACAGAAAACAACAUGAGCUAUCAAAUCCUUGACUACAGUGUGCAGUGUGGAAUCAAAAUAUGCAAACGUCGAUGCAGUGACAACGGCGAACCCUAUGACAACUUGGUAUUUCGCUGGUUCCCAGCUCUAUUUUGUCUCAUGGUUUUGUCUGCCGGAUUUUCACUCCUCCUUGAAUAUAUGACCGACUUUAUCAGGCUGGAAAAAUACAUCCCUUUAAAACACAACAUUUUCCUCAGCCUAGCGAUUGAACUUGAGGAGGAAAAAGAGGCUGACAACGAGGCUUUAAUGAAGAAGAAGCGGAUACUUUGGAGAGGAUACAUAAAAGAAGGAGAGGACGACUCAAAACUAUGCCGUUACGUCAGAGAAGGACAAAAAAUUGACCAAGCAAUCAUCACAGCUCAGCGUAAAGGAUUUUCCAGGAUAAACUUUGUCACAGCUACAGUGAACGAGAUGGUAGAUAUGCUCAGAUAUCCGUCACGUCAUAAAAAGGCCUUACCGUCAAGUCAGACGGAAAACAAUACAAAGGAUCACUAUGGCGAUAUGGAUUUAAGCAAAAAACAACUUUUGGACGCGUCGAAGAUUGGUGAUGUAAAACUAGUCUACAAACUGCUGGAAGGAGACGUAGACAUUGAUGUGCAGUGCCCAGACACAGGCAAUACAGCUCUCAUGUUUGCCGCUGAAAAAGACGAUAAAGCUAUAACAGAAUUGCUACUAAUGGAGCAGGCCAAGGUGUUUUUACUCAACAAUCGUGGCCUGAGCGCACUGACUUUGGCCCACGAAAAGGGUCAUGCUGUUAUUGUCAAUAUGAUCUGUACAAGACUGGCAGAAACUAAAGAAUUAGACGCACAAAUGCUUGUUGCAAGUGAAAAGGGAGACCUAGCAACCGUUCGGGCGCUACUGAGCUUUGACACGAAUCUUUUUUUUGUGGUAGACAAGAUACACGAGAAAUCAAGUCUGCACCUCGCCGCUGAGAAAGGCCACUUUAACGUUGCCAGUUUCCUAUGUGAAAUGAUGCGCCUUAAAACUGAAGCUAUUUUGAAGAAGAACAAAUACGGAAUGAAUUACAUUCAUUCAACUUGUUUGGGUGGUAGCCUUGACAUCCUUCGACUGCUUCUGCCACUAAUUGAAAAGAUGAAUCGCGACGCCAUUGCCGAGGCAGAUGUCAACGGACGCACUGCUUUGUGGUUCGCUGCCCGAAAAGGACACCUGGAAAUUGUUCGAGAACUUUUACCCAUUUUUUCCAGCAUCGAUCCUCAGAGUAUCAUCGCAAGAAAGACAGACGGCUCGAACGCCCUUAUGGCCGCAGCAUUCUUCGGCCACACGGAGACCGUGCGAGAACUCCUCCCUGUAUUCAAAGACAUCGAUCCCUCAAGCCUCUUCGAAACGUAUCAUGACUGUGACGACGCCGGCAAAAACUUAAUCUCAAUCGCAGAACAUUACGGCCACGUGGAAACCAAACAAGUGAUUGAAGACUUCAUGAAAUCAAACAAUCUACCGCACCCUAAUGCAGGCCUUACGAUUAACAGAAAUUACUUGGUGGACAUUAAUCAGGUACACUCACAAAUGAAGACUUGGGUAUAG